UGGGGAGAGCAUGAUACAUAUCAAGAAAUUUUCAGGGGGGAUUUCGAGAAAUAUCGGUAAAACACAGAGGAGUACAAUAUAUCCACUCGUUUCCCUCAGGGUUCCCACCAGUACCGCCGUGGGCGUGGGCAUCGGCGUAGGCGUGGGCGCCUUGGCCGGCCUGUGGGCGUGGAGGCGCUACACCCCUAAGGGACCGCCCAACACGUGGGAGGAAGUGGGCGUGGUCUCCGAGCUGACGGUGUACCCCCUGAAGUCGGGGCGUGGAGUCGCCGUGGAGGAAGGCCGCGCCACGGAGUUCGGGCUCGCCAGCGGCCCCGCGAGGGACAGGUCAUUCAUGGUGAUGACGUCAGAGGGUACCUUCAUCACGUGCCGCCAGGUGGGCCGCCUCGCCACUGUGGUCAUCAAGAUCGAGGGUCAGAGAGUGACCCUUAGCGCCGACGGCGAGGGAGAGGUCACUUUCGAUCUCCAGGAGGUCAUGGGGGACGUGAAGGUCAACCAAGUCAGGAUCUGGAACCAACGGACGCGCGGUGUGGACUGCGGCGACGCGGUGGCGAACUGGCUCUCGCAACUUCUCUAUAAGGGCGAGACGCGCGUUCGACUCCUGUACCAGGGCGGGCUGGUCAGGGACCGGCCCGCCAGGAAGCCGGACUACUUUGAGUUCCCGCAGUUCAAGCCGUCGGACAGG
This is a messenger RNA of Penaeus monodon (black tiger shrimp), 685 nucleotides long. Its product is annotated as mitochondrial amidoxime-reducing component 1-like. Gene Ontology annotation, molecular function: pyridoxal phosphate binding; molybdenum ion binding; catalytic activity. The record is from RefSeq and is a predicted model, not a curated record. Lineage: Eukaryota; Metazoa; Arthropoda; Malacostraca; Decapoda; Penaeidae.